Chironomus riparius is the source of this 1182-nucleotide messenger RNA. NCBI's taxonomy places the organism in Eukaryota, Metazoa, Arthropoda, Insecta, Diptera, Chironomidae. The record is from the annotation of a GenBank genome assembly.
AUGUGGCUGUAUUAUAUAAUUUCUGCAGUUGUUGCAGGCGUGAUUUACUACAUAACAUUUGUGCCUUUACAUUAUAAAAGUGUGGAUUCAGGCAACAAAAAAUCAGCAAUAAAUCAAGCAAGACGACUAAGAAAACCAGGCACAAACAUCCCACCCCCGUAUCCAAAUGGAUGGUUUGCACUUGCAACUUCAGAUGAGAUCAAGCCAGGAACAGCAAAAAGUAUUGACUGCCUUGGAGAAAAUUUUGUAGUUUUCAGAUCUGCAGUGACCAAACAAGUCUAUGUCCUAGAUGCUUACUGUCCACAUAUGGGAGCAAAUAUAGGUAUAGGAGGUGUUGUGAAUGGUGAAUGCAUUAAAUGUCCAUUUCAUCAUUGGAACUUCGAUGGCAAAGAUGGAUCAUUAGUUGAUAUCCCAUAUAGUGAUGAUCUUAAAAGCGUUCAAAAGUUUUCAAGAAUCAAGAAAUGGACAUGCAGAGAGGUCAAUAAGCUGAUUUUUCUCUGGUAUCAUGCAGAAAAUGAGGAACCGUGGGAAAUUCCAUCAAUUUUUGAAGUAGAAAAUAAUGAACUUUGGAUGCAUGGAACUAAUGAGUUUAUGAUACAUUCGCAUAUUCAAGACAUUCCUGAAAAUGGAGCAGAUUUGGCUCACUUAGCUGCUGUCCACGGUCCAAGUUUGUUUGCCGGCACAGACAUCAACUCAUUCCGAGAAAAGAUUUUAUCAGUAGGAACACAUCUCUGGGAUGCAAAAUGGUCUGUGAGUGAAAAUUUAAAGCACAUGACUAAUAUCAAGCUUAGUCAUAUCAUCCAAGUUUGGUUGUGGAAAUUCUUUCAAGUGGAUGGUGAUAUCUAUCAGAUAGGGCCAGGCUAUGUGGUACUCAAACUCAAAGCAUUUUUUGGCGAUGUUUUGGUGCUUCAAACAGUUACUCCAAUCGAGCCACUCAAGCAGAAACUUUCACAUUACUUUUAUGCUUCAAAGUUCUUGGGAUUUAUCAUGAAAUUUGUAAUUUUUGGCGAGACAGUUCAAGUAGCUAGAGAUGCCAUGAUUUGGGAUUAUAAGACGUUCGUAAGAAAUCCAAUCCUUCCAAAAGAAGAGAAGCAAAUUAAGUUGUAUAGGAAUUGGUUCUCACAAUUUUAUUCAUCAAACAGCAAAAGUUUUCAAGACUCAAGAAAUGACUUGACUUGGUAG